CUUGUCUGUGAUCGACUAUUUCUGUCUGCCGUUGAUUACGUUGACUAGCAGCCCAAAGUAAUCGAACCCAGACGGAUUGAUGGAUUGAAAUUCAAAAACCAGCGCGAUUGUUUCUCCUUUAUCGAGUCUCAAAGUUCUUUGAAUGUUUUAUAUUUUAUACAGUUUGAUUCCUAUGUUCAAGUUACUGAUUACGUUAUGUCUACGAAGAAACUGGCCAAAGAACUUGGAUUACUGAGGCAGCGGAGUCAGUCUUCUAAUGGAUCAAAGAAAUCACUAACAUCAAAUCAAACCUUUUCAUACCUCAUUGUGAUUGAUUUUGAAUCAACUUGCUGGAGAGAGAAAAACAACUACAGCCAGGAAGUUAUCGAGUUUCCUGCUGUUCUGCUGAACACAUCCUCAGGGGAGAUAGAGUCUGAGUUUCACACUUAUGUUCAACCUCAAGAACACCCAAUGCUGUCCGAGUUCUGCACUGAGCUGACGGGGAUCACACAGGUGCAAGUUGAGGCAGGGAUCCCCCUUCAGAUCUGCCUUUCUCGGUUUAGCCGCUGGUUGCAAAAGCUUCAGCUGGAGAGGGGUGUGGUCUUUCUGAAAGGACAACAGAAACCUUCUACACCUUCUCAGAAACUCUGUACCUUUGUCACAUGGUCAGACUGGGAUCUUGGAGUGUGUUUGCAGUAUGAGUGUAAACGCAAGCAGCUCUAUAAACCGGAUGUGCUGAACAGCUGGAUAGACCUGAGGAGCACCUACAGGUUGUUUUAUGACAGGAAACCUAAAGGACUGAACGGGGCGCUGCAGGAUCUAGGAAUACAGUUUUCAGGAAGAGAACACUCGGGUUUGGAUGAUUCCAGAAAUACAGCUCAGUUGGCAGCGAGGAUGAUGAGGGAUGGUUGUGUGAUGAAGAUCACCAGGAGCCUGGUGAAGACUCCAUUAAUGGUUAAACCUGUGUUUGGAAACACAACUGCAGACAACAAGAAAGAAAAAAACAGCACCAGUAGAGAGGAAAACACACUCAGCACCAGCAAACCCUCAUCAUGCAAGAUUCCUCCGAAACUCUGUGACAUAAAAUCUGGUGUACAAAAAAUGACAAAGGAUUCAGACACAAAGGAGAACUCAGGUUCAGUCUGUCAAAGCCUGAUCUCACCAAAGACUCUGCUGAACGGGACAGCUGCCUCCCUGUGGGGACACAGCAGGAGGUCUUUCACAGCAGAGUCUAUCACCAAUAUUUCCUCUUCUGUUAUGAUAAAUUCACCACACAGUAAUAACAGCAGCAGCAGCAGCAGCCUUCUCCUGUGCUCGACUACUGUGGGCUGCCUUCCUAAUCUGCCUCAGACAAACCGACUCUCAAACACAGCAGGAGGAGAUGCGGAGGAAGAGGAAGGUGGAGAAGUUUUUGUGGAGACAGAAGACAGAUGUGGGUCGUAUGAUGAUGUGGUGGUGGAGGGUGAUAGUGAAUCUAUCAGUGAAAGAGAGGGAGGGUUUGAUGAUGAGUAUGUGUCAGGUUUUGACAGCAGAUGUCAUGUAGGGGAAGAGCCUGAAUAUACACACUCAGCAGGCCAUCAUGUCACAUUAAAAGACAAUACAAGAGGAAGAGUGAGCUUCAGCAACAACCCAGCAACUCAUACGAAGACAGGUGAAUCAUCAGCAACUUCUUUAUGUGCAAAUAACACGAGAUCCCACAUGAAUGACUCCAAUGCCUUUAAAGGAAUCGGGCAGCAUUCAACAGUCUCAGAGUCCAGCUUUAAUUUUGCUGUGCCAAGACCUCUGAACUCCAAAUCUAACCUGCACAAAGCAGGACUUCAAACCUCUGCACAAGUACGAGAGAAGUCCAAUGGAAGCAAUAAAAAGUCCAAAGCAAACACACCCUUUCUGUUCAGGCACAAACCCUUCAUCCCAGAGAAGACCUCCACCCCUUAUACUUCAUUUGUAAAACCCAAACCGGUCAUCACCCAACCCACAAAACACAAAGACACUCCUAAGUCUUCUUUUACCAUCUACACUGACCCUGAAAAACCCUCCUCUUCCUCCAUGUGUGGCUCUUUCAACACCCCAAAGAAUGCCCUCUCCUCUUUGUCCACCAACACGCUCUCCUCACGCACCAAUCGCUCCUUGAAUCCUGUGACAUUCAAAGGAGGACAGAAAAUCACAUCCCCUCUGUGUGCAUGCGGGCGUCGUGCCAAACGGCAAGUUGUGUCCAACGGUGGUCCAAACCAAGGGAGAGGGUUUUACUGCUGUCCCGUCCGCCGGUCAGGCAGCGGAGGACAGAUCAAGAAGGGGUGUGAGUUCUUUAAGUGGGAGUCAGCGCUGAUGAAGAGCAGCUCAGUGUCCUCUCCGGCUGUGAGGUCGUCUGUCUCACUCUGUCAGAUGAACUCGACGCUGAGGUUCGGUCCACAGCAGAGGUCAGUGAUGAGAAAGAGCUGCUGAGCUGUUUGUGGGGAGGAAUCUGAGGGUGCACUGAUCACAUCGCACAGACUGAUGUGACCAGUGCAGAGUUGAAUUCCACAAGGACUGCUCCUCAACAUUUGUUAAUCUUGUUUGACUUUUUAUGUUGUAAAUGCUGAAGAGGAAGACAAGCUUUUUCAGGUAUGAGCUGAAUAUGGAAGUAAGUAUCAAAGCUGCUAUUUCAUUGACACAGUGAAUGUUCACAUUAUCUUUUAAUUCUGUCUUUGAGUGCUUAUAAGCUUGUAUCAACUCAAACGGUCCUCUUUAACUUUAUACAUUUGUCAUCAUGAGAUAUUGAACACAUUUGAUUGUUGGACUAUUAGUAACACAAUUUUUUGCUAACAUGAAAAGGUAAAGUCAGCAUGAAUGGCCAUGGAGAUUAACUAACUACAUUUGAUAAUGUGAUGUUGUUGAUAUGAUUUUUAUUUAUUUUAUUAAACUGUUGAUUAACUUUACAUGUAAAAUGCUGCUAUGAUAUGUGCUUUGAAUACCAAAUGAAAUGUUCAAUGAAA
Notolabrus celidotus (New Zealand spotty) is the source of this 2951-nucleotide messenger RNA. It is a transcript of the gene eri2, whose product is annotated as ERI1 exoribonuclease family member 2. The record is from RefSeq and is a predicted model, not a curated record. Gene Ontology annotation, biological process: exonucleolytic trimming to generate mature 3'-end of 5.8S rRNA from tricistronic rRNA transcript (SSU-rRNA, 5.8S rRNA, LSU-rRNA). The coding region runs from base 196 to 2421 and encodes 741 amino acids. Gene Ontology annotation, molecular function: zinc ion binding; nucleic acid binding; 3'-5'-RNA exonuclease activity. Lineage: Eukaryota; Metazoa; Chordata; Actinopteri; Labriformes; Labridae. The transcript is spliced from 9 exons.